This is a messenger RNA of Lytechinus variegatus (green sea urchin), 2590 nucleotides long. Its product is annotated as HIV Tat-specific factor 1 homolog. NCBI's taxonomy places the organism in Eukaryota, Metazoa, Echinodermata, Echinoidea, Temnopleuroida, Toxopneustidae. Bases 111 to 1529 code for a protein of 472 amino acids. The transcript has 10 exons. Gene Ontology annotation, biological process: mRNA splicing, via spliceosome. Gene Ontology annotation, cellular component: U2-type spliceosomal complex; U2 snRNP. Gene Ontology annotation, molecular function: RNA binding. The record is from RefSeq and is a predicted model, not a curated record.
AACCUUUAAUCUUUCUCAAUUCAAGCUAAGAGUGUCUGAUUUACGCGACUACUGUGUGGUUUCUGCUGAAAUCGUAGUGUUUCUAUUUCAUCAAAACUUAAAAAGCCGAGAUGGAUGGGGCCAAAAUGGAUCCCGGACCCGAAGCAGAGGAUUUUGAAUACCAACUGAAAUUGGAACAGGAGGAGCAAUGGAAACGAGACAACGGGUAUAUCUACACAGAUCCCAACGAUGGAACCAUGUAUGAAUGGGACCCAGAGAAACAGGCAUGGUUUCCAAGGGUGGAUGAAAACUUCAUUGCCUCUUACCAAGCCAGCUAUGGUGUAACAACCGAGGAGACUACUGCAGACAGCCAAGCCAAUUCACAGUCUUCAUCAUCAGCAUCUCAAUCCUCAGCAGCAACAGCUCAAGGAACAGUAUCCUCAACAUCUGCAGGAGUGGGCGAAGACACUCCUCCAGGAAGUCAGGAGGAAGCCAAAGGAGACGGGGAGGGGAAGGUAGAUCAACAACCCCAGAUGAUUUAUAGGUACCAGAAGAUGCAGAUGAAGAGGAAAGCGGAGCAAAAAAGCUGGUUUGAAGUCGACCCCACCAAGAACACCAAUGUCUAUGUGAGUGGACUUCCAGACGAUAUCACCCUCGAGGAAUUCCAGGAGCUGAUGGCCAAGUGUGGUAUCAUCAUGCUGGAGGAGGAUACCGAGAAACCUAAGAUCAAGCUCUACAUGGAUGACCAGGGCAGACCUAAAGGAGAUGGCAGGUGCUGCUAUCUCAAGAGAGAGUCUGUUGACCUUGCUAUCCAGCUACUGGAUGAAUCAGAGAUCAGAGGUCACAAGAUCCAUGUAGAGGUCGCGACCUUUACCCUCAAAGGAGACUAUAAACCAGAUAUGAAGAAGAAAAAGAAGCCCAACAAGAAAAAGAAAGGAAAAAUUCAAGAAAAGCUUCUGGACUGGAGGCCAGAGAAGAAGUUUCCACAGAGGAAAAGAAAUGAGCAGGUUAUCAUUCUGAAACAUGUCUUCCAUCCAAAUGAAUUUGAGGAAGAUGCCAUGCUGAUCAAUGACAUCAAAGACGAUGUCACAUCAGAAUGUUCUAGGUACGGCGAGGUCAAGAAGGUUCUCAUAUUUGAUAGACAUCCAGAUGGUGUUGUCUCUGUCAAGUUUAAAGAUGUUGAAAAUGCUGACAAGUGUAUUCAAGCUCUUAAUGGAAGAUGGUUUGCCAAACGUAAGCUAGAGGCCUUCCACUGGGACGGAAAGACAGACUACAAGAUAGAAGAGACAGACAAGGAGAGAGAGGAAAGACUGAAGAAAUGGGAAGAUUUCUUACAUGAUGAUGAUGAUGAACAGGAUGAAAAACAAAAGAAGGAUGGAACACAGAAGGAUGAGGACAGGCUAGAGAUGAAGGGAGAGACAAAGAAAGAAGAAUCGGAGGAAGGAAUGGCCAAGGAAGAUAGAGGAACAGAGAAGAAAGGAAAUGAUAAUGGUGUUACAAUAGAAGGAACUGGAGAAGAGGAGGAGCACAAGGAAGAGGGAAAGUCAUGAGACUAAUGGAAGAAGUGACAAGAUUUUGUAGCAGAUCCCAGAAGAAGAAUGAUAUGAGCAGACUGCUGGCAGUACUGUGUACCGUGAGGAUCAUGCAUACAGGGAGAUUGGUCUUCAGAUUGAACUGCAAAUGUAUGAUAUAGAAAGUACAGUUGUGCUCAAAAGUGAGUGAACCCCACCACAAAAUACACUCCUUCAUGCUGAGUGUUGAAUGUAGACAACAUCACAACAGUAUUUGGCAAGCCCAGAGAAACAAACUUUGUUGAAUGUAAUAUGUUAUCACCUAACUUCACACUCAAAUAUCUUGACCAUGGCAAAACUUGAAAUUAAAAUAUGUUCAUUUUCAGGUGGGUUCACUAAUCUUUUUAAUACCACUGUAUAACAAGUUUUUGUUGUUAUGUUACCUUGAUCCAAGAUAGGAAGGACAUGUAUAUAAUUGGCCUGUGUCCUGAGCUUUUAAGUUUAUAGACGUUUCUUUCCUGAGACUUGUUCCAUUCAGAGUUAAAUUUGAAUGCAGGGCAAAAAGUCAAACUGGAGUCUCGAUGCUUGCUCCUGACUGGUCGAAAACCCAGUUUUUAAUAGCAUUUUGAUUGUAACCUUUUCAGCAACUUUUCCUGCAAUAAAACCCCUUAAUGACCUUGUAGAAAGAAGUAUUCUUGUAUUCUUUUAUCGUGGUAUGAGUGAAAGAACUAUAAAUUGGAGUUCAUUCUCUGUACAUGUCUUGUUGCUAUGUCUGGCAAGCCUCAUCUGUCAGAAAGUCAAGCAUAAACCAGUCUCUUGACAACACGAUGUUGACAUUCAUUUGCAGUAGACGAUGCCCUUCUAAAUGCAAGCUUUGGUAUGAAAAUUUCUUUUACCCAUUUCUUCGUCAUUUGUGGCCAGAUAACAGGAUGGGGCGUUGGAUCUGAAUUAUAGAAGUUUGCCCUAAACCCCAUGUAUAUACUCCUGAAAAGGAUCGAUUGUUAGUCUUUCUUUGUCCUUUUCAGGAUCGGUGUUUACCGCAAACUUCCACAAUUCUCUUCACCAUGAAAACCUUUAGAUAUCAUCUUACAUGUAGAUCU